AUGGCAUCAGGAACUGUCGGCGGUCGAGUAUGGCCCUCCGUGCAUACAGUUCAUGGAUUCCACCGUUAUGAUAAGUUUUCUGCUGAGAACAUGAAGCGUCAGAGCGAGGACUGUCUCUAUUUGAAUGUUUUCAGCCCUUACACAGUAGCCAGGAACAUUAUCUUCAAAGGGAUCACAUUCGUCACCAUCAACUAUCGCCUCGGACCACUCGGUUUCAUUGUUAGACGAUCUGGCGACAACAAUGUAGAUUCAAAUAUUGGUAUUUGGGACCAGGUGAUGGCUCUCCAGUGGAUUCAGUCGAACAUAAAGCAAUUCGGAGGCGAUCCUUCUCGGGUCACGUUGAUGGGCGAGUCGGCCGGUGGUGCUGCAUGCAGCCUACUAGCACUUAGCCCAGAACUGGAAGGGCUGGCCCAACAAGCGAUUAUCAUGAGCGGAUCGGUCACCGCUGGAUGGGCUAUUCAUAGGCAUGGGAUUCCUAGUUGGAGCUUGGAGAAUCUCGUGAGCUAUUUA
Molecule: messenger RNA, 510 nt
Organism: Ostertagia ostertagi
Lineage: Eukaryota; Metazoa; Nematoda; Chromadorea; Rhabditida; Trichostrongylidae
Source: the annotation of a GenBank genome assembly